GUUUCAACGUAGGACUUCGGCAACGACGCACGUAACAUAACCUUUAGAAGAAGUUGUGUAGUACAGUAUUGCAAGCGCUCUAACUUGACAAUCACCCGAAAUUCAUAUGCUAGAAAAUUUUCGCAAAUCAUAAGAUAAAAAAGAUCAUUUAUCCACAAUGAAAUUGAUAGUGUUAAUAUGCGCUAUUCUAUUAGCUAAAUGCGGCCUGACGUAUUCUCAGGGUCAAAGAGUUGCACCAGGAGUACCGCCCCAACAUUAUCAACAGCCUCCUCAACCGCAUCAAGUUCAUCAACAGCAACAAGUUCAUCAACAGCAACAAAUGCACCACCAAGUUCAUCAACAGCCUCCAGUUCAUCAGCAACAACAACAACAGCAACAGUUUCAGCAAGUACCUGUACAACAAGUCCCAGUACCACACCAACCUCCAAUGCAACAUGCCCCACAGCAACAACAGGCGGCACAUGGACAUGGUCAUCAUCACGGGGCACCACAGCCAGGACAAAUUCUCAAUGCUGCUAACAUUGAACAUGAGAAAGCUCACAUAGCAGAGCACUUAGACAUACCAAUGGAUACCAGUAAAAUGACUGACCAGGAAUUACAGUUUCAUUAUUUCAAGAUGCACGAUGCUGACAACAACAACAAAUUGGAUGGCUGCGAACUUAUAAAAUCACUUAUCCAUUGGCACGAAGAAGAUUCAGAUUUGAAGCGGGAGGCCUACACCGACUCUGAACUGUCAAAUUUGGUCGAAUCAGUUUUGGCUGCAAAUGAUGUUAACAAAGAUGGAUAUAUCACAUGGGCUGAGUAUUAUGCCACAUACAUCUAAACAAUUACGGUCACAUUCCAUGUAAAUAAUAAAAAUUAAAAUCUUUAUAUUUAUGAACAAAUAAUGAGUGUAACAAAUUUGAAAUUAUUUUCUUGGAAUUUACACACUCAGCGUAACACAGUCCAAAAGUACAUUUUAGAACAUAGCUGGAUUAGCAGAGAUCACGAUUCAGGAAUCAAAAGUGCUUGGUGAUUAUAAAACGGUGCUCAAAGUACUGAAUAUGUACUUCCUAGAACCUGAGGCUAAAUUUAGAAAUGAAAAAAAUAAUCGAAAACUCUGUUAUUUAGCAUUCUACCAUCAGCAUAUGCAUAUAGAACAGGUAAUUAGUAUUUCUCUGUCAAUCAAUACUGCAAUUUCACACCUGUACAUAAGUAUAGUAGUAGCCUAACAAAAGUUGAACGCAACAAUCUGUAUGUUAUUUUAUGGGAUUGCUUGACCCUACCGUACGAAAUAUCUCAAUACACGAAAUUAUUCAAUCAUGUUGAAUUUUGAGUAAGCUAGUCUCAUUUUUUAAUAAUUUGCUAAUUUAUGAAGAUCUUUUUCUGAUAUACUCUCUGCAAAUAUACCGAUGCUCGAGCUAAGUUAUCAAUAUUAUUUUAAUCUACUUUGUAAACUUGGGAUAUGAUAAAUUAUAAUUGUCACAACUGUUAAAGAUAGACAUGAUUUCGGAUUGCUAAUAUAUGUGUACGGUAGAUUGUAAAACUAACUUCAUGAAGUCAAAAUACUGCCAGCUGAAUGUGUAAAGCAUGAUGCAGAAUAAUUAAACUUAGAUUGUUGGAUAGAUAUGAACAAAAUGAAUACCGUAUUGUUGAUCUGCAUGAUUUUCUAUCAACUUGUUUACUACGUGCGGAAAAAAAUUGUAAAUAAGAAUACAUAUGGAUAAAAUAUCUUGAAACAAGUACUAUUUUAUGAUUUGGGUUGUGCAAAUUUUAUGACGAAUAUAAUACUUUAAAACAGAUGAAGAUUUUAUGAGUGGGUGAAUUGUUUUUGUGUGUUUUGAUGCAUUUAUAUACAUAAGUAUAUUUAAAAAUAAAAAUAACAAAGACUAAAAUAGCUAGUGUACUACUCUAUACUAUGUAACACUUGAUACGUUACAGACAAGCUACUGAUCGAUUGACCAAAACCGUAAUUGCUCAAAUGAAAUGGCAAUUUGAAAUUGGAACGUAUCAAGUAAAUAUUCUAUUUUAUAUAAAAAUAUAAAUCCUUGUUAUUUUUAAAGUUAAA
Molecule: messenger RNA, 2047 nt
Organism: Athalia rosae (coleseed sawfly)
Lineage: Eukaryota; Metazoa; Arthropoda; Insecta; Hymenoptera; Athaliidae
Product: multiple coagulation factor deficiency protein 2 homolog
Exons: 6
Coding region: 158-823 (221 amino acids)
Molecular function (GO): calcium ion binding
Source: RefSeq, a predicted model, not a curated record